CGCGGAGCUCGCACGGGGAGGGGAGGAGCGCGGAGCCCGCGCGCCGCCUGGCCCCGGCGGAAAGUUUUCCCUGACGGAGUUUUGGCGGUGGCAGCAGCAGCGGCGGCCAGAGCGGCCAUGGACGCGCUCAAGUCCGCCGGGCGGGCGCUGAUCCGAAGCCCCAGCCUGGCCAAGCAGAGCUGGGGGGGCAGUGGCCGGCACCGGAAGCUGCCGGAGAACUGGACCGACACUCGGGAGACACUGCUCGAGGGCAUGCUCUUCAGCCUCAAGUACCUGGGCAUGACGCUGGUGGAGCAGCCCAAGGGCGAGGAGCUGUCAGCUGCCGCCGUCAAGAGGAUCGUGGCCACGGCGAAGGCCAGCGGGAAGAAGCUGCAGAAGGUGACUCUCAAGGUGUCGCCACGGGGGAUCAUCCUGACCGACAGCAUCACCAACCAGCUCAUUGAGAACGUGUCCAUUUACAGAAUCUCCUACUGCACGGCAGACAAGAUGCACGAUAAAGUGUUUGCCUACAUCGCACAGAGCCAGCACAACGAGAAUCUCGAGUGCCACGCCUUCCUCUGCACCAAGCGGAAGAUGGCCCAGGCUGUCACCCUCACAGUAGCCCAGGCCUUCAAAGUCGCCUUCGAAUUUUGGCAGGUUUCCAAGGAAGAGAAGGAGAAGAGGGAGAAAGCCAGCCAAGAGGGAGGGGACGCCCUGGGCGGGGGCCGCCGAGACAGCGCCCCUUCGUCGAAGAGCCUGGUCGCCACUGGGAACCUGCUAGACUUGGAAGAGACGGCCAAGGCCCCACUGUCCACAGUCAGCGCUAACACCACUAACAUGGACGAGGCGCCACGGCCUCAAGCCUUAAACAGCAGCAGUGUUGUCUGGGAGCUGGAUGACGGCCUGGAUGAAGCAUUUUCAAGGCUUGCCCAGUCUCGGACGAACCCUCAUGUCCUGGACACUGGACUGACAGCACAGGACCUUCAGUACGCCCAGUGCCUCUCGCCUGUCGACUGGGACAAGCCUGACAGCAGUGGUGCUGAGCCGGAUGACCUCUUCAACUUCUGAGGGCCUGGGGCUGGCAGGACACAUGACGGACCAAAGCGACCCACGCCGGGGAUGGGGGCCAGCUCCAGGACCCCCAGCCACCCCCUUCCAGUCGGCAGCACUAUCAGCCUGCAGAUCAAAGCUGCAGCCAGUCACGCAGAGGGAAGGAGAGUUUUUUUGUUUUUUUUUUUUUAAAAACCCUGUUCGUUCUCUCUAAGAACUGAAAGAUGCCUUGAAUAUUUAUUCAGUGACUCCUGGUUCAACCCAGAAACCAGUUUUGCAUCGGGCACAAGCGCAGUGUUACAACCAGCUUCCUGCCCUCUCUUGAGGGAGUUCUGCUCCACUGUGGCUGUCAGGAUGGUGACCAAAGCAUUUCUUGUCCCUUCUCUCUAAGGGCCUGGAUUUCCCUGGAGGCCCCUGAGUUCCUCAAUGUGAUUGGAGCCUUCUUUCUGCCAUCCUUUAAGCACAGGGGGGCACCAUGGCCUUGGGAGAGGCGGCCCAGCGCGCCCCAGCUCGAGCCCCUGGCCCUGGGGACUCCCAGAGACAGAGGAGCAGCCCCUGACCAAAGACAGCACGCAGCUGGCACUUUAAAGCACACGCAGCAGGUGUGGCCUCCGGCGCCUUGACGGUGCUGCGUUGCCCAGAGCUUUCUUUCUGCCCUCCUUCCAUGGAAGGCGCCCAAAGUCCCCGUGGAGUGCCCCCAGCCGUGCUCAGAACCAGUGUAACUGGCUGCCCACGGACUCCCAGAGUCUGCCUGCAAUAAUGGGGUCCCCAUCCUGCCCUCCCGAGCUUCUGUUUGGUCUGAGUGCCACCUCCCCAUACUUCCUGAGAUGAUGCGUGAAGCCUAACACCUAGAUUUGUUUGAGGAUGUGCUGUUGCCCGUUUGUAGAUGAGGAAACUGAGACCACAAGCGAAGAAGGGGUAGAGUUGAGUGUGGAAUCCAGAUCUGGUGCCAAAGCUGCCUUCUCGCCUACACCUCGCAGCUCACACCUCCUUUUCUCUAGCUGUGUCGUCCUCCCAGGAACCAAAAAGCCCCAGCUAUUUUCUGACCAAAAUGUGUUUCAUAACAAACCAUCUGGUGCCUUUACACACAGAACUGGCAUGAGCCUCCGUGCCCUGCUAGCUGUCUCACUGUUGAUUUCUGUGAAAAUGGAAGUGUUUGAAGUCUGCUAAUUCAGAGGGUGAGACAAAACCAAACUUCGUAAGCAUCACGCUCUUCCUUCCUGACUCUUCGACACCAGGUCGGGGACAUGCCCGCAGCAGCCCGCCUGCAGAGUCUCCCUUCCUUCCCCCUUCCCACGCCCCGGGGCUCUCGGAAAAGCUGCCAGCACCUUCUCCAUCCUCAGGUACCUCCCAGGCCUGGCUUUACCGAGCUUGAGUCCCGGUGACAGUUGGGGCAGGUUUCACCAGGCCAGGAAACACCCCAUUUCUUAGAAUCUACGCAUCAGACUAAGCGGCUGAAUCAAAGCACAGAGACAGAAGUGCCUGGGUGAGGGGUGGGUGGGACUGUCUUUAUCAGAGUGUGGGGACAACUUCCUUUCCUGGCCCAGCUCCGGUACCCCCUCUGCCCACCCCGGACGACCUUGGCGUCAGCCCUUGUAUUUGUCACAAGGCCGCCCUUGGCACGAAGGUCCAGGAGCCCUGAGAAAGGCCGUGCUGUGUUUGUGUGAGUCACGCUGUGGCCUUCAUCUGACUCUGGCCACCAGCGGUCGGUGUGCUCCCCUUGUGUCUGCAGAUAAGUUUUGUCGUGCUUUACUUUAUGUUGCUGUAAAGGAAGUCCUAGUGAGGAAAAAAUCAGCAAUAAAUGUUCUCUUUUUGAAAUACAAA
Sus scrofa (pig) is the source of this 2853-nucleotide messenger RNA. RefSeq names its product low density lipoprotein receptor adaptor protein 1 (gene LDLRAP1). The record is from RefSeq and is a predicted model, not a curated record. Lineage: Eukaryota; Metazoa; Chordata; Mammalia; Artiodactyla; Suidae. Gene Ontology annotation, cellular component: early endosome.